ACCUCACUGGUCGCUCCCACUAGGCCACUACCCCCAACCCUAACCCCCGAUCCCCUUCUCCCAGCACCGCCGCCAUGGCCACGCCGCCGCCGCCGACCAUCCCCGACGAGCUCCUGGAGGAGAUCUUCAUCCGCCUGCCCACCCCGGACGCGCUCGCCCGCGCUUCCGCCGCCUGCACAUCCUUCCGCUGCGUCAUCAAAGGUCGCGCCUUCCGCCGCCGCUUCCGCACGCUGCAUCGCCCUCCCCUCCUCGGCUUCAUGGACGUGGGCGGAUUCUACCCCGCCCAGGCGCCGCACCCCUCGGCCCCGGUCGCCGGCGCCCUCGCCCCCUGCGCCGCGGAUUUCUCCUUCGUCCCGGCCGUCGUCUCUUCUUCCUCCUACUUCGUGCCGCCGGGCGUCCAAGACGACGGUGAAGGUCCUCGCUGGCGCCCCCGCGACGUCCGCGACGGCCGCGUUCUCCUCGAUUGGAGAUCCUUCUACCCCCGUUCGGUCCUGAGGUGGAGCUACCCGGAAGACGGCUCCAGAGUAAGCAUCCUCAUGGACUCCAGGGAGCUCGGUGACGAAGAACGCUGUGACCGCCCGACGUGGACCAAACGGGAGCGGUGCAACGCUGCCGACUUCCACCUCGCCGUGUGUGACCCCUUAUCCAGCAGAUACGUGUUGCUUCCAACCAUACCUGAGGACCUUGCCGCCCAGCCGCAGGAUCGCCUCCAUGGAUUCGAGCCCGUGCUUGCUCCCAACACCAGGGACGACGGCGAGGAAAAGCCCUUCAAGGUGAUAUGCAUAGCAAGAUACAUGACGAAGCUUGUCCUCUUUGUGCUCCCGUCCACAACUAUGCAAUGGUCUAUGGUCGAGCCUCCCAUUUCACCUUCGUUGGAACGCAUGUCCUGUUUUGACUGCGUGCGCUGCUGCUUCUACUGGACAAAGCCUUAUGGCUGGAGUGACCAUUUGAUGGUGCUGGACACCCGCACUUUGAGGUUUUCCACUGUCGACCUUCUCACCGGCUACCAUGUGGAGCUCAGCGAUCUGCCUGACGAGUGCUUUGCCCAUCGACACCCAAUGGCUGUUGUGAUGGGCCGGGAAGGCGCCCUUGAGAUGUUUUCCCUUGUAAGUCAACACGGAUCCUUUGCCCUCUACCAUACCUCUCUGAAGAAUAAUUCACAUCAGUGGAAGCUAGAGAAGAUCAUACAGCUUCCUGGGCAGUAUCAUUCCAUUUGCACUAUCGGUGCAGCUGAGGGAUUCUUGUUCUUCCGAGGCGCUCCCGAAGGUAUUCAUAUCGGGAAUGUGGAUUGUUACUCAAUGGAGGUCAAGACUUAUGAAAUUACCAAAGUCUGCACAAAGAUGGAGAAUACCUUCAAUCCCAGACGUGCCCUCCCAUACUUUAGCUUCCCACCGCUGUUAUCAGAACCAACUAUCUGAUCAACUGAUCUGAGCUCGCUUGCUAGUUGUUUUGGUCUUGCUUGGGCUAUAUACACCUGGAGUUGGAUGGCGGAUGUUCAAGAUUGUGCUGAUGUGGUUAGAUAUGUCUGCAUUAGUAUGAAUGUAAGCAGGAUAUGGUGUCAGCAAGUUGAGUUUGAACAACACUGAGGUCUAAGACUCCGGUUUAUAUUAUGUACUGAUGUUUGUGCUGGAAGACUUCUGUUUAUGUUCCCCCCUUUUAAUCCAUGUCCUUAGUCUAGAUGAACACUGAAUGUAAGCAGGAUAUGCUGUCAGCAAGUUGAUGCUUUUAUCUGCAUGAGUGAAUGAAUUUGUUAAUUUCUCUGAUUA
This is a messenger RNA of Aegilops tauschii subsp. strangulata, 1766 nucleotides long. RefSeq lists its product as uncharacterized. The record is from RefSeq and is a predicted model, not a curated record. Lineage: Eukaryota; Viridiplantae; Streptophyta; Magnoliopsida; Poales; Poaceae. Gene Ontology annotation, molecular function: protein binding.